Prorocentrum cordatum is the source of this 1432-nucleotide messenger RNA. Lineage: Eukaryota; Dinophyceae; Prorocentrales; Prorocentraceae. The record is from the annotation of a GenBank genome assembly.
UCUUACUCUUUCGUCCCCCCCGACUGCUGCGCGGCCCCGAACCGGCCCCCACUUGCCACCGACUGGUUGCAAUGGGGACCCUGCACGACGGCGCGCUCAUGCUUCAGCUGUGCUCGGAGUGCCUCCGGGAGGUCGCGGUCCUGCGCCAGGAGAGCUGCGCGACGCCGUGCGCAGCCCCGCGGCUCCGCCGGAGGCCGCCUGCAGCGCGGCGGCGGCGGAGGAGGCCGCCGCCGAGGGGAGCUGCACUGCGCCCGCCGCGGCGCCCAGCGCGCCGCCGCCGUCGCCGCCGUGGAGCGAAGGCGCCGGCGAGCGGCUGCGGGCCCUCUGCCUCGUGCAGGACGGGCCGCUGCGGGAGCGGCUGGUGUCGUCCUUGGAGGGCGGCUCGCUGGCCACGGAGCUCGGGCCGCUGGGCGGCGGCGCUGCCGCCCGCGCGGGCGCUGAGCUCCGCGCGGGGCGGUUGCGAGCGCUGGUGCUGGACCCCAGCGGCGCCGUGCGGUGGGACGCCGGCAGCGCCCUCGCUGCUGUGGAGGCCGACGGCGCAGGAGCGGCGCCGCCGCGCCUGUUCCUCUUCCCGCUCUUUGCGCGCCCGUGCCGGACGCUCGUGGAGGCGCUGGUGCGCAUCUGCCGGCGGGAGCGCGUGCUGCCGCCGCUGUCGCUGCUGCUGGAGGCACUGGCGGCGCUGCUGGCGCGGGGCGCCAGCGACCGCGAGGGCGUGGCCUGCAGUCUGCGGGCAGAGCUGCUCGCGGCCGUGAGCGGCGCGCUCGCCCAGCCGGAGCUGCGGGCCCGCCUGUACGCCGCGCCGGGGGGCCGCGUGGUGGUGCGCGACGCUCUGCACGGCGCCGGCGCGGAGGACACGCCCGAGGCGCCGCAGUUCCCGCCGUACGUCGACGGCGACGCGCCCGCGUCGUUGGGAGGCGCUCUCUGCGGCGACGUGGAGCGCGCGGCCGAGCUGGUGGCGCCGAGGCUGGCGGCCGUGCAGGCCCUGUGCGGCACGCGGGCGGCGCGGAGGGCGUCCGGUGAGGCCGUCCAGCUCGGCGCCUCCGCGGCCCGGGGGGCGGAGGCCCAGGACGUCCCGAGCCUCUUCCUCGGCCUCCUGGGCGCCCUGCGCUGCCCGGGCACGGCCGCGGCGCUGGGCCUGCCCGAGGAGGCCUGGCGCGACACGCCUGGGGGCGCCCUGCUGUGGGCCCUGGAGCCACCUGGAGUUCGCCGAGCCCGUGGUUGGCUGCUGGCCGGGCGCGGCCACGCAUCCCGCGGCGGGGGGGGUGGACGUGCUGCCCGUGCAGGCCGACGAGUCGGACGGCGCCGAGAGCCAGGCCGAGAGCCAGGGCUCGGCGGAGGACGGCCGCGAGGUCUCGCAGCGGCCCGUCGGGGCGGAGGAGGUGCAGCGGGCACGGGCCAGGUUCGUGCAGUGCUUCAGGGACGACUUCUUUAA